Messenger RNA from Adineta ricciae, 771 nucleotides. The record is from the annotation of a GenBank genome assembly. NCBI's taxonomy places the organism in Eukaryota, Metazoa, Rotifera, Eurotatoria, Adinetida, Adinetidae.
AUGGCCAACAGCGACGACAAUACAACGCACCUCAUCGAAGAUGCCAAGCGAAAAUUCAACCAGUACGCGGACGAACAAAAGAACUUUCAGCCCCCACAAGCACAUAUCGAUAUUGACAUCGAUUCCAAUGGCGCUGCUUCAGUACACAUGGAAGUGCAAUAUAAAGACGUUCAAUAUCGUUUUGAAUCGGUACAAGAAAAAGAUGUACAAGAUAUAUAUCAAUAUUUGAAUAGUCAACCGUUGGUACGGGCAAAGUAUAUCGAUGGUCAAACAAGUUCUCUGGAAGCAACGAUUGCCCGAGUAAAGACAUUCGUGGAUCGAUUUCAAAAUAGACACUGUCCACUCUAUCUCUACAGUGGAUUUGUUGUUUCUGACGCUCAAACAGAGACGUUUCUAGGACUUGUUAACUUGGGAAGUGGACCAAUGCCUGCGACUACCGAAAUGGCUUUUCUAAAUCGAUCUGAUUGCUGGAGUCGUCCGCCAGAAACUAUUUCAAGGUAUACAGACACAAGCGUCAAGAACCUUGGCAGCCGACUUUAUUCCGGGGUGGGUACAGCGGAAGCAUGUGCUAUCAUUCAAUACGCUACCCGUCUGAAACAGGAAGGUUAUACAGUCAAUGGCCAAUUGCCUGAAGUAGUAGUUGGUACAGCAAGACUCGAUAAUGAAGGUUCAUGGAAAUCUUUGUCGAAAGCUGGCAUGACUCUUUCUCAUAUCGAUGUUACUGAAUACUAUGGAAAGCAUCUACGGUAUCAAUUACAAAAAUCGAUUUAA